Molecule: messenger RNA, 1077 nt
Organism: Ooceraea biroi (clonal raider ant)
Lineage: Eukaryota; Metazoa; Arthropoda; Insecta; Hymenoptera; Formicidae
Product: cytochrome b-c1 complex subunit Rieske, mitochondrial
Cellular component (GO): membrane
Molecular function (GO): quinol-cytochrome-c reductase activity; 2 iron, 2 sulfur cluster binding
Source: RefSeq, a predicted model, not a curated record
AACAUUUUUGACUCAGGUUUUAAGAAGUUAUGCAGAUACGCUCACACUGAUAUACCAAGACCAGAUUUUGAAGAAUAUCGACGGAAAUCCACUCAGGAUCCCAUCAUACCAGCUGCGGAAAGUGCGGAUGAACGAAAAGCGCUUAAUUGUCUUGCUACUUUCGUUGGCAGUGUUGCUGGAUUGUACACUUUCAAGUCUCACUUGUUACACUAUGUAUCUUUCUUCUCGCCCUCGCGAGACAUACUAGCAGAAGCUCGAUUAGAAGUGAAACUAAAUAAUAUACCAGAGGGAAAAGUGUCUAUUAUCAAGUGGCGCGGUAAACCCGUAUUCGUGUAUCAUCGGACUCAAUCGAUCAUCGAUCAGGAAAGAGCCGUGAGCCUGUCGGAGUUGCGCGACCCGGAAACGGACGAGGUUAGAGUCAAGAGAUCGGAGUGGCUAGUCGUGAUAGGAAUCUGUACGCAUCUGGGAUGCGUGCCGAUCCCGAACGCCGGUGUUAUACCGGGUGGCUUCUUUUGCCCGUGUCACGGUUCGCAUUUCGAUGCGGCCGGCCGCGUACGAAAGGGACCGGCGCCAACAAACAUGGAGAUACCCGAGUACAAAUUCAUAAGCGACGAUACUAUCAUUAUAGGCUAACGUACACCUUCUAGUUUAGAUCAGAUGUUUAAUGUUAAUGUUAAUAAUGAGAAUGUUGAAUCAGGAAACCUUGCAAUCCAAGUACAGCAGAGUAACGACUUAAUAAUGCCUAUUCUCUUAGUCUAUAGACGUUAUUAUGUCGUCCUCUGACGUCACGAUAAUGACAAAUUCUGACAUAAUAACGUCUAUAGACUAAGAAUAGUCGUUAUUAUAUAAUAGUUGUCUUCUGACGUCAUUAUGUUGCUUGGGGCAGGAAUAUAAUUUCUAGUACAUUCGUAGUUCAACUCGUACGUGGCGGAUAAAUCUCAAGAUGGCAGAUAAAUUGUAAGAUUGUAAUGACAGUACAAUCGGUUUCGACUAAAAUCCGUUAUGUAGAGCAAUUAUUGUCGUAGAAUAAUAAUAACAUUUGUUAGAGUAAUAGCGACGAAUAAUAGUGACGAUUUG